ACAAUCUUCUUAUUAUUUUAGAAUUAUUUUGCCUCGGUAUUACUUCCUAUCGGAAGUGUUCUUCGGUUGUUUAGAUAUGGCUGCCACCGAUAGCAUCCGAGUUGUCGACGAGGAUUAUGUGAGAAGAAUUCACAGUCGAAACCCAUCAGGCCAUUUACAUAAAGGUCAUGGAAUAGUGGCAGCCACAUCUUCAAUCCCAAGUAAAUAUCAAACAAUAGUCACAGACAAUGCUGACAGGAAAGGUUUCACUGCUCAAGCCAAGAGGUUUCAACUAGAGAGUCACUUUACAGAUGCACCAGGACCAGGCAGCUACAUUGGACAUAUAAAAGUUGAUAAUAACAGUACAUCCUUCUCUAAAAAAGGAACUGGUGGAUUUGCAUCAAAGACCAAGAGGCAGACAAGAUAUUUGAUGUCUAAUGCUCCAGGCCCUGGAAUAUAUGCAUUACCAAGUCUGCUCACCACACAGAAAGAUUUUAAUAAAUCUGGAACAACGGGUAACUUCCACAGACCUAUAGCAGUACCUAUAGAAAAUGAUCCAAAACAUGAAAAACCUGCUCCAAAUGCAUAUAAUGUACUGAAGAGCAAGGUAGGGAAGUCAAACAAUGUCACAGCAGAUGCUGCAUUCAAGUCACAAUCAAAGAGAGAAACUAUAAAUCUCAAAGAGGCUUCAAAGAAACCUGCUCCAGGUCAGUAUGAUGUAAAUGAUACGUUGUUACACGAGAAUGUGAAAAUACCUUUCUCUAGUUUUAAAUCAACUUCAAAAAGACAGAUGGCUCCAGAUCCCCCCAAAUUUCCAGGACCUGGUGCAUACAAGCCUGGAGAAGCAGUAGAUCCAGCAAAUAAACAGCUUUUUCCGAGAAAACACUACUUGUGUAUAUCAGCACCUGCCAUGCCAUUGCCGGAAACUCCUCCACCUCCUGGCCCAGGGAGUUACGAUGUUGUUGAUUAUGAAGGACCACCUAGACAUUAUAUGUCUGGAGCAGCGUUUGUCUCCACAACCAGUAGAUGGACUUCUAAUGCUAAAAAUAUAGAACAGCCAGGACCAGCUCACUACAGACCAGUUAAUAUGGGAAGACAGUCAUUCAUUUAUAACGCAGGUGGCAAGUGGAUCUAACUGUUGUCAUAUUUGUCAAGUUCUUGCAAUGUUUGUGGUAAACUUAACUUUAGAUGUAUCCACAGUAUUGGUUGAGUAAUAUUGUCUGCUGAAAACAAGAUGCAUCAACUGUUAAAAAUAGUAUUACAUGUAUAUUGUUUUUAUACCAUUUUGUGAUUUGUUGUUUCAUUCCCGUGCAUUGAAAGUGUCUCAUUUCUAUAUUUGACAGAAUACUUAGAAAAGACAUUAACACAUAUUUCUGUCAUUAUACUCUACUCGACUUUAGAAAAGACACAUACACAUAUUUCUGUCAUUAUGCUGUACACAACGUGAGACAUUGUCUGUCAAAUGCAGUACAUAUCAGUUUGAUCCUUAGGAUGAUGUCUUUUCUCAUCAGCUAUUUGACUGUAGAAAUUAUUUAAAAUGUUGUUCAGUCCACACCUCAGUUUGAUACAAAAAAGUUGUAACUACGUUUCUACAAACUCUUUCUUCCCUUUUUAUAGCUACUACACUGUAUGAGUAAAAGAUUUCACUUAACACAGAAAUUGACAUUUUUUAUGUUGAAAUGUUUAUGUGAUUGAAUAAUGAUCAAUACAUAGUUGGUUGAGAUACUUUUUUUUUCCAUCAGGCAGUUUUUAGUGGAUCUAUUCAAAGAAUAGGUAGAGCUAUUGCACUUUCCUGUUGUGGCAUCUGUCUCAGUUUCCACAUCCUGAUUUGGUUUUUGUAUGUAAGUUAGUAUCUCAGUCAUCACUGGUGGAAAUGGCUUGAAAGCUCACACACUUGUUCACUUUGAUGAUCUGACAUGCACUGAAAAGAGUCCUAUCUAUUUUGCUUUUUUAUUGAUAUAAUUAUAUGCCCCUUUUUCAGUUAAGCAAUUUUUGGUUAAGUUUUUAUGUGUAAGCUAAUAUCUCAGUUACCAUUUCUUGAAAUGGAUUGAAACUUCACACUUUGUCUACUGAUCUGACAUGCAAUGCACAGAUUCAAUUUUUCAUUUGUCCUUUUUGGGUUUUCACACAUUUUAUUUUUUUAAUAAUAGGGAUCAAUAGUCAAGCAUUGCUGUCCUCUGAAAGCUCUUGUUUCUUUUGUUGUAACAUAUCAUGUUAUAUCUAAUUGAUUAAGGUAUUAAACUGUUUAAUUUUUAUAUAAAUGUUAAAAAACUUACUAAUUUAAAAAUGGUUAUAUUUUAUGGUAGUGUUUUUGGCUUAAGCUAAAUGCAUGACUAAGGUACAAUUAUAUCCCAUUUGCAAAAAUUGUAAUAGUUUCUCAUCAGAAAAUUAACCACUUGUACAAGAUAUCAGAACAAGCUUGUAGGUGUGAUAACAUGAAUAUUCAAAACAUUGUUUACCAGCUUCAUGACUUUUUAUGUUGUCAAGAUAUUUUGAUUCCGUAACUUUUCAGAUUUGAAAUCUUGGUGUAAUAAAAAAAAAAUAGGGCAUACAGUGAUAUAAAUAUGCUGUAUACUAUAUGAUCCAGUCAUGAAUUUCAUGUUUAACUUUGUUCUUUCCUAUGGAAAGAUUGUACUUAUUCAAAAGAUACUGAAAUUUGUGAACUUUUUAUCUUUUUCUUAUUUGGGCCUAGCAAAGGGUGAAGUUACUUUCCUGUUUAGUUUUGUAACAAAGAAAGUACAAUCAUGUAUUCAUUUCUUGAUAUUUUUUUUAUUUUCGCUCUUUUUGAGUGACAUUUAUCUAAGUGCAUUAUACAAAUUCCUGAGAAAAUUUUAAAACAACACAAUAGCGGGUUGUUAUUCAUUACAUAGAACUUUUUACAUACAGAUAACAUGAUUUAUUUUUCAAGAGCAUAUUUGCUCUGAAAGUCUGUGAUGAAAUUGUUAAGUAUUUUAUAUAUUCUAUUUACAUUGAGUAUUGUUUUUUUUUAUGUAAAAUGCAUUUGCUUGUAAAAAAUAAAAUUGAAUAAUUAA
Messenger RNA from Mercenaria mercenaria, 3011 nucleotides. Its product is annotated as O(6)-methylguanine-induced apoptosis 2-like. The coding region runs from base 77 to 1114 and encodes 345 amino acids. The transcript is spliced from 9 exons. Gene Ontology annotation, molecular function: histone binding; chromatin binding. The record is from RefSeq and is a predicted model, not a curated record. NCBI's taxonomy places the organism in Eukaryota, Metazoa, Mollusca, Bivalvia, Venerida, Veneridae. Gene Ontology annotation, biological process: epigenetic programing of male pronucleus. Gene Ontology annotation, cellular component: female pronucleus; male pronucleus; germinal vesicle.